AUGAAUUUUGCAUCAUCCGCAAGCAGAAGCAGUUGGUUUCCCACAAUCAGUACAAGUAUCAACAAUAGCAAUCCCUGCCGACCUAAAAAUCUUCCUCAAGCUCCUGUGGAAAAUCCACCCCCAGCUCCAACGCAAAAUGCACCAGCUCCAGAGGGCGAUCUUAUUUCGUUCGAUGAAAACCCACCGACGCACCAGGAAAAAGCGCCGGCACAAGACCCAGAAUAG
This is a messenger RNA of Ambispora gerdemannii, 225 nucleotides long. The record is from the annotation of a GenBank genome assembly. NCBI's taxonomy places the organism in Eukaryota, Fungi, Glomeromycota, Glomeromycetes, Archaeosporales, Ambisporaceae.